Diachasma alloeum is the source of this 1081-nucleotide messenger RNA. RefSeq names its product tRNA (adenine(58)-N(1))-methyltransferase catalytic subunit TRMT61A (gene Trmt61). The transcript has 3 exons. Gene Ontology annotation, biological process: tRNA methylation. NCBI's taxonomy places the organism in Eukaryota, Metazoa, Arthropoda, Insecta, Hymenoptera, Braconidae. Bases 78 to 1022 code for a protein of 314 amino acids. Gene Ontology annotation, cellular component: nucleus; tRNA (m1A) methyltransferase complex. The record is from RefSeq and is a predicted model, not a curated record.
CUCGAAGACACAUGGAGCAACAGUGUUUGUUUACAUAGACAGAAACUCUAAUUAUUCGGAAUUAUUCAGUAAUAAACAUGAGUUUUGCAAGAACGAAGGACGUGAUUGACGAGGGUGACGCUGUGGUGCUGUACCUGGGCCCCCAGAGCAUGCACACCUUCGAGGUGACUCAGAAAAUAGUGAAUAAGAAGGGGGAAAUGGUGGAUAACGUCUUCCAGACGACGUACGGUGCCCUGAAGGUUCCGAGUUUGAUUGGGAAAAGGUAUGGCUCCAAAGUGGAACUGUCGAAGGGCUGGGCUUUUGUUCUUCAACCCACUCCCGAGCUGUGGACCACGACUUUACCACAUCGUACACAGAUUAUUUACACUCCGGAUAUCAGUUUGAUUAUUCAUCUGUUGGAGCUGGUGCCUGGGAGCAUUGUCAUCGAAACUGGUACAGGAAGUGGAUCCCUCUCGCACUCCCUAAUCCGCACAGUCCGGCCCCACGGCCACUUGUACACCUUCGAUUUCCACGAGCAGAGGGUCCAACUAGCAACUGAAGAAUUCACUAAACACGGCUUGAGUGACCAUGUGACUGUGGCCCAUCGAGAUGUCUGUCUAGAGGGAUUCGGGGAGGAUCUCAAGCACAAGGCAGACGGUGUAUUCCUCGACUUGCCCCACCCCUGGUUGGUGGUGGACCAUGCGGUCAGUGCCCUGAAGAAAUCAGGGGGCAAAUUGUGCUCCUUCUCACCCUGCAUCGAACAAGUCCAACAGACUUGCCUCAAAUUAGAAGCUGCUGGAUUUGUGGACAUUAGAACUCAGGAGUGUCUGCAGAGGGAAUUGACUGUGCAUUACAAACACUGUCCAAAAUUGGAAUUGGAUUGUUUUAAACCACAGAAAUUGACUCCAGAUGAAAUUCAGAAGAAAAACGAUGAGCAGGAGAGGAUAUUGACAGUCUCCCACUCAUCCUCAACCCCCGGACACACAGGCUACAUCACAAUAGCAACUCUGCCCCCCGAUUUUGCUCGUCUCAUAGCCACAUAACAAUAAAUGACGAAAAAAUCCUGUAAUUUUGUACAAAAAAAAACUGUUUAUUCAUCUCA